AUAAAGUAAAAAGAAAAGAUAAAAGAUUAGAAAGGGAGAAAAAUAACAAAAAGGUCCCUGGAGUAAGAAUGACCAUCACUUCUAGAAUCCUCUGUUGACCUAAUCAGCUGAGAGAGGCAAGAUGGCGUCUGUGGCGAGACCCGGCUUUAUGGCCCAACUGACCAAUGCUGCCAAGCGCUUUGUGUUCCGCGCCUCGGCCUUCAACCAGAUGGGUCUGUACCACGAUGACUGUCUGUAUGAGAACAGUGACGUGCAGGAGGCGCUGAGGAGGUUACCACAGUCUAUCACCGACGACCGCAACUUCAGAAUGCAGCGUGCACUCCACCUCUCCCUCACCAAGAAGAUUCUGCCCAAGGAGGAGUGGAUUUCAUACGAAGAGGACAGAGCGAAGGGCCGUUACCUGCAGCCUUACCUGGAGGAAGUGAUCAGAGAGAGGAAGGAACGAGAGGAAUGGAACAAGAAGUGAAAUGCUCUCCAUCAUUUAGGUUAUUCUUCCACUAAACUGCCCUCCUCCAUAUCUUUGUGAUUCUCCACUUCUCCCUAGCCUUCACUCUCCUCCUUCCCCAUAACUCAAUUAUUUAACUAUUUCUUAUCGUUUUUCUUAUUUAUUUUCUAUUAUAUCUUUAUCCUCCAUCUUUAUCCCUUCUCUUUCUGCCUCCUUACUCGUCAAUCUAUAUUAUUCUCUCCCUUUUUUUAUUCUAGCUUUCUUUCCAGCUCCUAUAGAUUUGUUCCUUACACUCUACAUUCUCCUUCUCUUCCCAGUAUCCCUUAUAUUCUCACUUCGAGGCGCUGUACAGUUUGGUGUUAGUGAGGGGAGGGCAGAGUGAGGCUCCUCCAGGCCUUGCUAUAGUCUAUCCUGUGUAUAUUGACCCCCAAGUGAGCCUGUUGCUGUAACAAUACAAAUACAUUAUGGUAAAGUUA
Molecule: messenger RNA, 921 nt
Organism: Portunus trituberculatus (swimming crab)
Lineage: Eukaryota; Metazoa; Arthropoda; Malacostraca; Decapoda; Portunidae
Product: cytochrome b-c1 complex subunit 7-like
Exons: 4
Coding region: 122-466 (114 amino acids)
Biological process (GO): mitochondrial electron transport, ubiquinol to cytochrome c
Source: RefSeq, a predicted model, not a curated record